AUGGGCAAGUUCUGCCAGAUUGUCGUGGGACCGGCAGGAUCUGGAAAGUCAACGUAUUGCGCAAUUCUUCAGGACCACUUCUCCCUUCUGCACAGAACAGUGAAUGUCUUUAACUUUGACCCGGCGUCGGAGACCAUCCCCUACUCUGCUGCUGUAGACAUACGCGAGUUUGUCUCGGUUCAGGACGUGAUGGAGUACUGCAGCCUUGGACCAAACGGCGCCCUUGUCUAUGCGCUCGAGUACGCUCUCUCAGAUCCCUUGCAGCAAUCGUGGCUCGACGACGCACUGGGAGACUACCCAGACGACUACCUCCUCAUCGACUUCGCGGGGCAGGUCGAGCUUUUCACCUAUUACGACUGCAUAGGGAUCCUGAGCCGUGUGCUCCAGACGCGCGGAUACACCGUCCUGCUUGUCUACAUAGCAGAGGCCCAGAAGUUCCAGACCCGGAGCUCCUACCUUUCCACCGUCCUGGUCGCCAUGAGCGCCAUGAGCAGCUGCGGCACGGCCUUCCUGCCCGUGAUGAGCAAGGUCGAUUUACUUGGGUCGGAGCUGCAGGCGCGGCUCCUUGGUGCGGGCCACGACGAGCUGCAGGACCUCGUGGCCAGCAUGGCGGAGCCCCGCGUGGCCAGGACGCGGCCCCUCGACGCCGCGAUCGAGCAGGCCGUCGUCGCAGAGGGCGGGCUCUGCUUCGUCCCGUACACCGCGACGGAGCCGGAGACCGUCCACGCCGUCGCGGCGCGCGCAGACCUGAUCCUGGGCUUCGGGGAGGACGAGGAACCCCCGAACCCGCCCGAUCUUGAGUAA
This is a messenger RNA of Giardia duodenalis, 804 nucleotides long. Its product is annotated as ATP-binding protein. Gene Ontology annotation, molecular function: GTPase activity. The coding region runs from base 1 to 804 and encodes 267 amino acids. NCBI's taxonomy places the organism in Eukaryota, Fornicata, Diplomonadida, Hexamitidae. The transcript has a single exon. The record is from RefSeq and is a predicted model, not a curated record.